AACUCUUUUCUAGUUCUGAGCAGAGUGUGAAGCUCUGCAAAAACCAAACGAAAUUUUUCAAGGAGAUCGAAGAACGGAGCAAAAUCAAAGAAAUAAUGCAUUUCAAUGUUCUUCUUCUUCUUCUGGAGAUUCCUCGCGGUGUUCUUCUCUCUGCAAUCUAGUUUCAGAAGCAGUUUCCGGUUGCCGAUAUGGUCAAGUGUGAAAGAAACAAUGUCGGAUCUGUAGUUUUUGACCGAGUUUCCACUUCCACUGCCGCUUGCGGAAAUUUUCGCCUUCGUACGUCAUUCUCCGCUGCUUCAUUCCGUAAGAAGAUUUUUGACGCUGUAAGUUGUAGCGGAAGUUUUCGCUAUUGUUAUCACCACGACGGCGAUGGUACUGUUGCCUCGGCGAUUAAACCGGCGUCCGAGAUUGUGAAUGAACGGAAGUCGGUGAGGCCGAAGCGGUCCAAUGCGAAGUCGGAGAAGCUGUUGGAUCUUCUGAGGUUGGAGUCAUUGCAGGAAUCGAAGCAGGAGACGGAGGAGGAGGAGGAGGAGGAUCUGGAGGAGUUCAUAUGCGUGGUGAAGAAACUGCAGGAUGAUGAUUUGGUGAAGAGGAGAGCUGCUGCGAGUCGAGUUAGGUUGCUUGCAAAAGAAGAUGCAGAAGCGAGAGAGACGUUCGCAAUACUCGGAGCCAUUUCGCCGCUGAUUGGAAUGCUUGAUUUGGAAGACAAUGAAUCUAAGAUCGCCUCGCUUUAUGCAUUGCUCAAUCUUGGAAUUGGAAACGAUAUGAACAAGGCGGACAUUGUCAAAGCAGGUACUGUUCACAAAAUGCUUAAGCUGAUCGAAUCUGAUAAUUCCAUAAAUCCAUGUGUCUCCGAAGCCAUAGUUGCAAAUUUCCUCGGCUUGAGCGCAUUAGAUACCAACAAACUGGUAAUUGGGUCAUCAGGUGCAAUUCCUUUCCUGGUGAAGAACUUAUACGACCCAGACAAAAAAGGUAGUUCACAAGUCAAACAAGAUGCUCUACGUGCGCUUUAUAACCUCUCUAUUUUCCCAUCCAACGUUCCAUUUAUCUUAGAAACCAAGUUGAUCCCAUUUCUUCUAAACUCGAUGGGAGACAUGGAAGUCAGUGAAAGAGCUCUCUCUAUUUUAAGCAAUGUGGUAUCAAUCCCAGAAGGCCGAGAAGCCAUAAGCACUUUUCCAGAUUCAUUUGCAAUAGUAAUUGAUGUAUUGAAUUGGGGUGAUUCGCCGGGGUGCCAAGAGAAGGCCUCGUAUAUUUUAAUGGCAAUGGCGCACAAAUCUUAUCGUGAUAGACAGGCAAUGAUUGAAGCUGGGAUUUCAUCCACUUUGUUGGAACUAACUCUUUUGGGCAGUACGUUGACUCAAAAGAGGGCCUCGAGGAUAUUGCAGAUUUUGAGGGUCGAUAAAGAAAAAGAGAUAUCGGAUGAUUAUGGUUGGAAUUCUUCUGCUCCAAUUUGUGGUGGUUCAUCUUCUUUUACAAACCCAAUUCUUGGUUCUGCAGAAGUGGAAGGAUUGGAUGAUUUGGUGAGUGAAGAGAAGAAUGCUGUGAAGCAAUUGGUGCUGCAGAGCUUGCAAAACAACAUGAGGAGAAUCGUUAGGAGAGCGAACUUACCUCAAGAUCUUGUGCCUUCUGAUCAUUUCAAGUCCCUCACAUCAAGCUCCACUUCAAGAAGCUUGCCGUUUUGAGUGCCUAACUUCCAGGAAUUCUGGUAUCCUCGAUAAAUCUGAAGAAUGAUGCAGUUUUCCUUGUAAACAAUGAUGCGAGCUGUAGAGGUAACAUCUCUACUGCAAAUGUAGCAUUAUGCUACAGUGCUUUUAAUUCAAUAUAGAUUUUGAAAGUUGAUCUCUGCAACUUCUUUAUUUUCAUUUUUAACUUUUGGGUCUCUUUAACUUUGGACUAGCUAGCUAUUCUAUAGGUCUUCUGCACAAAAUCAAGUACUAACUUUCCCCAAAGAUGUCAUAUAUUUAUUAAAAUGAGGUGCUGCAAUUGCUUUGUUGUUAAACCAAAAGUAGCUGGGACUUGCAAUAAACAAGGGGAAGGAAGUGGAAGGUGUAGGCAGUUAAUGUGUUUGAGAAUUAUUUGAAAAUGACACCCUCUCCCUGUGCCUCUAGUGGUCUAGCAACAAUAAUUAGAAUUAUUUGGAAAUGCACUGUUAGACAAUAAUUUUUCUAAUAAAAUUAGUAUUAUUAAGUAA
Messenger RNA from Cucurbita pepo subsp. pepo (vegetable marrow), 2191 nucleotides. RefSeq names its product U-box domain-containing protein 45. Lineage: Eukaryota; Viridiplantae; Streptophyta; Magnoliopsida; Cucurbitales; Cucurbitaceae. The record is from RefSeq and is a predicted model, not a curated record. Gene Ontology annotation, molecular function: protein binding.